AAUCACCCUCCGGCUACCAAACACGGUUCGAGUUUCAUACGAUAUUCGAUACGCAAUUGUGCUCGGACUUAAUUUAAUUUUCCUCCUGGCUAGUGGAAAUUGCUAUCAGAGUGUAUGUACAUAUAUUCAUUCUAUACCCAUAGAUUUAUUUACGAAAUUCGUCUCGAUUUGGCUAAGACGUCAGUGCUCAUUUUCGAAUAAAAUAAAGUAAGAGUUCCGAGACGCUCAAUUGAUAUGAAGAAGAAGUGUUGAGUCUAAACCUGGAUAAGGGGACAAAUGAAGGCAACGGUCACGGCGGGCCCAGCGGGGACGAUGACAUGGUGAACAUAAAGCCGGGGCCGCACCGCGCGGCCGACACGCCGUCCACACCCACGAGUCACGGCACCUUCCAGCUGUAUGAACACGGCACUAGGUACAGCGACGCGAGUGCUACUUCGUACAUCGCUCAGUACUUCAGCUCUUCGGCUGGGGACGCUGUAAUGUUCUCCGGAUUGCCAGGCGAAGCGGAUGAUAUCCCAGGGAUCGGUCAGUAUGACGAUUUCCACACAAUCGACUGGCAGAGGGACAUUGCCAGGGAUCGCAUGCGACACAGAUACAUAGUCAAGAAGAGACAGGACUCAAUAUGGGAUCUUAUAAAGGGUGCCCACGACGCCUGGUCGGGCUGGGUGUGCGUUCUACUAGUGGGAGUGUGCACAGGUGUAGUCGCAGGUGUGAUAGACAUCGGCGCGUCGUGGAUGACGGACCUGAAGUUCGGUAUCUGCCCGCAGGCCUUCUGGUUCAAUAGGGAGCAAUGCUGCUGGUCUAACGAUGAGAUCACGUUUGAUCGAGAGAAUUGCUCUGAGUGGUUAACAUGGCCGCAAGUGUUUGGCGAAUCCCGGGAAGGGGCAGGAGCGUACAUAAUCAGCUACCUAUUCUACAUUGUUUGGGCGCUGACGUUCGCAGCGCUUUCCGCUUCGCUAGUGAGAAUGUUCGCGCCGUACGCGUGUGGGUCUGGUAUACCCGAGAUAAAGACAAUCCUCAGUGGCUUCAUCAUCAGAGGCUACCUGGGCAAGUGGACGCUCAUCAUCAAAUCUGUGGGGCUGAUACUGUCUGUGUCCUCCGGCCUGUCGCUGGGCAAGGAAGGCCCUAUGGUCCAUAUUGCUAGCUGUUUGGGUAAUAUCCUCUCGUACCUGUUUCCGAAGUACGGCCGCAAUGAGGCCAAAAAGCGUGAGAUAUUAUCAGCUGCGGCUGCUGCAGGAGUGUCCGUGGCUUUCGGAGCGCCCAUCGGUGGAGUGCUCUUCAGUCUUGAAGAGGUAUCCUACUACUUCCCACUGAAAACUUUAUGGCGUUCGUUCUUCUGUGCGCUCAUAGCUGCCUUCAUACUGCGCUCGAUCAAUCCCUUUGGAAAUGAACAUUUGGUACUCUUCUAUGUGGAAUACAACAAGCCGUGGAAGUUCUUUGAGCUCAUACCGUUUGUGGGGCUAGGUAUUAUUGGGGGCUGCAUAGCAACAAUAUUUAUAAAGGCCAACAUCUACUGGUGCCGCUACCGCAAGUACUCCAAGCUCGGUCAGUACCCGGUGACCGAGGUGCUGGUGGUGACCCUCGUGACGGCCAUCAUUGCGUACCCCAACCCGUACACGAGGAUGAACACGAGUCAGCUGAUCUAUCUGCUGUUCAAUCAGUGCGGCAUUUCUAAUACUGAUCCGCUGUGCGACUACAACCGCAACUUCACGGACGUGAACACGAUCGAGAAGGCGGCAGCUGGAGACGGGGUGUACCGCGCCAUGUGGCUGCUCACCCUCGCGCUGCUACUCAAGCUGGUGAUGACGGUGUUCACCUUCGGCAUCAAGGUGCCGUGCGGCCUGUUCAUCCCCAGCCUGGCGCUCGGUGCCAUCCCCGGACGGAUCGUGGGCAUUGGUGUGGAGCAACUAGCCAACAAGUACCCGAAGAGCUGGUUGUUCUCCGGCGAGUGUUCGACGGGCGACGACUGCAUCACGCCCGGCCUGUACGCUAUGGUCGGCGCCGCGGCCGUGCUCGGCGGUGUCACUAGAAUGACCGUAUCGCUAGUGGUAAUAAUGUUCGAGUUAACCGGCGGGGUUCGCUACAUCGUGCCACUCAUGGCUGCAGCUAUGGCGUCCAAGUGGGUUGGUGAUGCGCUCGGCAAGCAGGGGAUAUACGACGCACAUAUAGCUCUCAACGGCUACCCCUUCCUAGACAGCAAGGACGAGUUCCAGCACACCUCGUUAGCUGCGGACGUCAUGCAGCCCAAACGCAACGAAACCCUAUCAGUGAUCACCCAAGACUCGAUGACGGUGGACGACGUGGAGACACUUCUGAAGGAGACGGAGCACAACGGGUACCCGGUAGUGGUCUCCAAGGAGUCGCAGUACUUGGUCGGCUUCGUGCUACGGAGGGACCUUAAUUUGGCUAUCGCGAACGCACGCCGCACAAUGGAGGGCAUAACCGGCCAGUCGGUAGUAGUACUAGCCGGCGCGGCGGCUGCGGGGGGCGCCGCCCUCGGGCACGGGCCUCCGCCCCUGCACCUGGCGCGCAUCCUCGACCUGGCGCCCAUCACGGUCACCGACCAGACGCCCAUGGAGACGGUCGUGGACAUGUUCCGCAAACUUGGUCUGAGACAGACGCUCGUCACGCACAACGGGCGUUUACUUGGUGUGAUCACCAAAAAGGAUGUGCUGCGGCAUGUCAAGCAGAUGGACAAUGAGGACCCCAACUCUGUUCUCUUUAACUAAACUUUAUCUUUUAACUACACUUUAUAUUACAGAAACAUAAGGAAGUUUUAAAUUAAAUGUUUGAAAGUAAAGAGGAAAUGGUAUGGUAUGAGGAGGAGGACUAAGAAAGAGGUAUACUGAUGGACUGAUGUUUGAAAAAGUCAGUAUUGUUUCAUGUAAAUUUAUUUUAUGCAUGCUUUAAUACAUGAAAUUUUAUAUCACAUGAACUAUAAUUUAAUUAUGAGUGUACUAUUUAAAAUUGACCCUGAUGUUAUUUAACACUCAUAUAUUAUUAAAAAAUCUGAGAUUAAUACAAACUCAUCACAAUUAAAAUGGUUUAAAUAUGAUUCAAACAAAUAAACAAGUCGUUUACUUAUGAUGUCUGUAAUGUAAGGUUUUUCACGAAUAUCUAUCAACUGGGUAACUAAAUUGGUAAUUUUUCUAAUAUUCCUCUGCGAACUCUGCAAUGAUUUAUCGUUAUUUAUACCGUUUUUAGGUACUCUUUAUGAAGAUUUAUGAAUUCAUUUGUUACCCAGUUGUAUAGAUACCGCUCCUUUCUACUUAAGUUAUACUAUCUUUAAUUUUUAUAUUCGUUGUAAGUAUUUUUUAGUUAUGAUUGAGUUCUAUAAUCAAUUUUAACCUAUUUAUACGAAAUUUUUAAUACAAUUUAUAAGUGUGAAGAACGUAUAUUAACAUUUUUAUAUCGACAUCUACACUACAUUGUGAUAUUCUGAUAUGUUUGUAUAUUGAAAUUAUUUUUAUUUAUAACAAGGACUUCACAAUCGAAUUCAUUCAUCACGUAGUUUUAAUCAUGAAUUUUUAGUAUAAAGUCUCUUUUUAGUUAAUUUCUUUCAAACAAUGAAAUAAUAUGGUGUUAAAGAAACCAUGCAUAUGUGUUUACAUCCGGACUUUGUAAGGAAUAACCUUUUAACUUGUACAGUUUUCUGAAUAAGUUGAAUAUUUUAUUUAUUGUUUUUAUUUACGUGUACCCGCUCUACGAUCAGCAACAUUAUGAUUUAAUAACAACAUCUUUUGAAACAAGAGGGCUAUUAUAAUUUGUAUACAUAAUACAUAUGCAUGUAUUUAUGAUUAAGUUUAUAUAAAAUGAAGUGAUCAUGUUGUAUACUUUUUAAAGUUUUUUCGUAUAAACGUACGUGUAGGAGCAGUUAUAUUGUAGCCGUAAGAUCCAAUCGGAAGCAUGUUUAUGUAAAUACAUUAUUAUACGUUACGGUGACCGUAUAUAGGAACUGUUUUUACAAUUUCAAAGAGCGAGGUUUGUGGCCCAUAUACAGUCACCUAUAGUCUCAUUUUAUGUAGCAUUUUAGUCAAUUCUCGUAUUGUGAUUGUAUUAAUUUUUAAAUAUUUAUUAUGAGUAAAUAACGAGAUAUUACUAAUCAGUUUUAUUUAUUGCACGAUGCUGGUUGCCCUCGAGUCGCGUUAUCUUGCGUCCACAAAAUGCAUCGACCGGUAGUGACAGUUACCCGAAAACAGUAAUGUUGCGUUAGACCGUUAUAAUCUUACCAAUAUCAAAAUUAUAAUGAAUUAGUUGUUAGGUUGUAGUGUUAAAAUAUAAUCCUGACAUUUUUGUGGACGAAACUUAUGAUGCAGCUUUUUACAUGUUAUAUACGUCACUCGCUCUGUGAACACAAUAUCUGACACUUUUGUGGCUGCUAAACUAUUUGUAUAAAAUAUUAAAAUAUCAAAUAAAAUUAUCGAAGAUCUAAAUAUAUACUAUAUAUCAUAAGGAAGGAAAUUCUGUUAGAAAUUCUGGAGCUUAGUGUAUUUUAUGAAAUCGAAUUUUGAAUUUUAUAUGCACUUGUGCGAAUUAUUAAUUCUUAUUGUUUCUGCCUCAUUAAAAUCACGAAAACAUCAUUCAACUAUAGAUAGAAUAUGAAAGUCGUUAUUUGUACAAAAUCUAGAUAUGUUAACUCAGACGCUCAUAGUGAAAUAUCGAAACAUGUAUCGAGCCUAAUAUUGCAGCAAUAUGUAGAUUUGUAUGUACAAAAUUACUGAAUAAACUUCUUUAAAAAUU
Colias croceus (clouded yellow) is the source of this 4740-nucleotide messenger RNA. RefSeq names its product H(+)/Cl(-) exchange transporter 5 (gene ClC-c). Gene Ontology annotation, biological process: chloride transport; transmembrane transport. The coding region runs from base 318 to 2729 and encodes 803 amino acids. Gene Ontology annotation, cellular component: early endosome; membrane; synaptic vesicle. The transcript is spliced from 17 exons. Lineage: Eukaryota; Metazoa; Arthropoda; Insecta; Lepidoptera; Pieridae. The record is from RefSeq and is a predicted model, not a curated record. Gene Ontology annotation, molecular function: voltage-gated chloride channel activity.